CCGCCGGAUCUGAGAAAAAACAACUAAGGCAAAACAUAUAAAGAGUCUCUAUGGGUUCUCUGGAUAAAAGGUCAGGAUCACAAGUUGUUUCCCUUGAUGUUGUUGAAACAAAACACUUGAUUCAGUCUGGUUAUGUUUAUAUUGAUGUCAGGACAGUGGAAGAAUACAAGAAGGGACACGUGGAAGCAGAGAAGAUCCUUAAUAUCCCAUACAUGUUCAACACACCUGAAGGUAGGGUGAAGAAUCCUGAAUUCUUGAAGGAGGUUUCAUCUUUUUGCAAGGAGAACGAUCCUCUCAUAUUGGGCUGCCAAAGUGGGGUGAGAUCCCUUCAUGCAACAGCUGAUCUUCUUAAAAGUGGCUUUAAGAAUGUGACCAACAUGGGAGGAGGUUAUCUUGCUUGGACGGAGAAAGGGUUUCCUAUAAACCUAUGAAGGUGCAGGAGCCUGCAAUAUUAGAGGACAAGCCAAAAGAGCUGUGAAUGGUGAUGGAUUGUUGGUCAUUCU
This is a messenger RNA of Hibiscus syriacus, 503 nucleotides long. RefSeq names its product thiosulfate sulfurtransferase 18. The transcript is spliced from 6 exons. NCBI's taxonomy places the organism in Eukaryota, Viridiplantae, Streptophyta, Magnoliopsida, Malvales, Malvaceae. Gene Ontology annotation, molecular function: catalytic activity. Bases 51 to 431 code for a protein of 126 amino acids. The record is from RefSeq and is a predicted model, not a curated record.